GUUCACUUCAAAAGAACAGAGCAAAGAUGGACUCUUGUAUAAAAAAAUAGCCUCAUGAAACACAGUUAUUUGUCUCAUAACAUAAACUAUAUAUUAUUAAAAAAACAACAAAGACUGUGAUAGUUAAAAAUACAUAUAAAUCAUUUAAAACAAUUAAUGUUAUUUAAAUUAUAUUGUGAAUUAAAAUGAUUGUUCAAGAGCCAGUUCAGGCUGCCAUAUGGCAUUGUUUGAAUCAUUAUGCAUAUGCAGAUGCAAUAUUUCUAGCUGAAAGAUUAUUUGCAGAAGUUGAUAAUGAGGAUACUUUAUUUUUAUUGGCAACUUGUUAUUAUCGUUCUGGAAGAAUUCGUCAAGCUCAUGGUUUAUUAUCAAAAAAAGCACCUGGUACAUCACAGUGUCGUUUUUUAUUAGCAAAAUGUUGCUAUGAUUUAGAAAAAUAUGCUGAAGCUGAAGCUGCAAUUGUUGGUGGUUAUUAUAAACAGCUUAAAAAUCUUGAAGAUAUUGUAACACAAUUUGGUGAUCAAGCAUGUUUUUCAUUACAAAUAAUUGCUAAAAUAUAUUAUAAAAUGAUGAGAACAUCAAAAGCAAAUGAAGCACAUAAACUUGCAUUAAAAUUAAAUCCAUUUUUAUGGCAUUCAUUUGAAGAAUUAUGUAAUGUUGGAGAAAAAAUUGAUCCAGUUAAAAUAUUUCAAUUAGAUAAACUUGAUAAUUUUGCAAUGUGUCAUGGUACACAUCAAUUAAAUUACGUAAGUGAGCCUGAUGUAACAGUGUUUAAUACAACAACAACAAAUAUUAUUUCAACACCAAAUAGUAAUGUAACACCUGCUCAAAAUAUUAUUGUUCAUACAAUACCACCAGGUAUUAGAUUAUAUUCGGGAAUUGAUGAUAGUCCACAACCAGUACCACUUAAUUACAGUAAUCCACCAACGAUAUCACCACGUGUUAAAACAUCAAGAUAUCGUAGUAUGCUGAGUAAUUCAUUUAGUCCAUUAACACCAAGUUUUGGAAUUCUUCCAUUGGACAAUAAUACACCAGAACAAAAUAAUUUAUCAUCACAUGUUACACUUACAGAAGCAAAUGAUCAAAAAAGUUUAGCCAAACGAGUGCGUGCCCAUGUGGGGCAAUUAAUAUCACGUAAAGAUACACCAUUACAACAAGGUAAACCAGUAUUUUCACAAUCUGGUAAUACAAGUAAUACAGCAAAUAUUGUAACAGUAACACCAACAACACCAACACCACCACCACCAACAUUACAAGGACCAAAUGUAAGACGUUCAUCACGUUUAUUUAGUCACAGUUAUUCAGUUAAAGAAAAUAAUAAAUCACCAAACAGAAAUAAAUUUGCAACUCCAAAAUCACCAUCAAGAAAAACCAAAGGAAAUCGUUUAUCAAAGACUAAUUUAAAUAAUAAAACAAAUUUUAAUAAUGAUUUAAAUGAAAAAAAUCGUAAUGUUGUUGUUGUUGAUAAAGAAAAAAAUGAAACAAUAACAUCUGAAAAAAUGUUAACAGCAACAAAUAAUACAUUAAAUAGCCAAACAAAUGUUAAUCAUUGUGCGUUAAUUGUACAAAAACAAUGUGCUGAAGGUUUAAUGUCCCUAUUACGUGAUUUAGGUAUGGCUUAUCAACAUUUAAGUCAAUAUAAUUGUAAUCAAGCUGUUGAAAUAUUAAGUGCAUUACCAGCUCAUCAUUAUAAUACUGGUUGGGUAUUAUCAAUGCUUGCUAAAUCACAUUUUGAAAUGAAUGAUUAUAAAAAAUCAGCUUAUUAUUUUUCUGAAGUACGACAACUUGAACCACAAAGAAUUGAUUUAAUGGAAAUGUAUAGUACAGUAUUAUGGCAUUUAUCAGCUGAGGUACAGUUAUCAACACUUGCACAUGAACUUGUAGCUGAAGAUCGUCAUUCACCAGCAUCAUGGUGUGCAACUGGUAAUUUAUUUUCAGCUCAAACUGAACAUGAAACAGCUAUUAAAUUUUUUCAACGUGCAAUACAAGUUGAUCCAAGUUUUCAUUAUGCAUAUACUCUACUUGGACAUGAAUAUGUUUUAACUGAAGAAUUAGAUAAAGCAAUAACAGCAUAUCGUAAUGCAAUUAGAUUAGAUCCACGACAUUAUAAUGCAUGGUUUGGUCUUGGUAGUGUAUUUUCAAAACAAGAACAAUAUAGCCUUGCUGAAUUACAUUUUAAAAGAGCACAUCAAAUUAAUCCACAUCAUUCAACUAUCAUGUGUCAUAUUGGUCUUGUACAACAUCAGUUGAAAAAAACUGAUCAAGCAUUAAGAACACUUAAUGCUGCAAUAACAAAUGCUGCUGAUAAUACACGUUGUAAAUUUCAUCGUGCAAGUAUUAAUUUAUCAAUUGGACGACACAAUGAAGCACUCAAAGAAUUUGAGGAACUUAUGAAUAUUGCACCCAAAGAGUCUCUAGUCUAUUAUUCAAUAGGAAAAGUACAUAAAAAAUUAGGCAAUACACAUCUUGCUUUGAUGUACUUUAGUUGGGCAACUGAUUUGGAUCCAAAAGGGGUCAAUAGUCAAAUUAAAGAAGCUAUUCUAAGUCCAGGACAAAGUGAUGAAGAGUCACCAUCUCCACAAUCAGAAGGACAUGAAGAAAAACCACAAAAUUUAUUAACCGAACAAGAUGCUGAAACAAGUGGUGAUAUAACUGCUGAAACAAGUGGUGGUUUAGCAAGAACAGUUAGCAUUGAAACACAUGCUGAUGACAGUGAUGAUAGUUUAUGAAGGCUCCGAAUUAGCCAAAUGGGCAGUACCAUACUCGCUGAUCGUUUUAAUUCAAUUAGACGUCAAACUUCCAGGCUACAUCAUCGCCAGCGACAUCGACGUCGGCGUAUAUCUUGAACUAAUCGCCAGCAACAAAAAAAAAAGCUUUUCAAUUACAUUCAAAAUCAUACAGUAAUAAAAUAUAUAGUAAAUUCUUUUUUUUUUUUUCUUUUUAAAAAAAAAAAGUAUCUCAACCCAGCGUUAAACGUACUUUCCAUUUAAAUUUAAAAAAAAAUCAAAAAUUUAAAAUGAGAAAAAAGAAUAUAAACAUAAAUAAUUAAUAUUAAUAUUUCAAAUAAAAUAAUCAAGUGUUUAUAAAUAACACAAAAAAAUUAGCUAUGAAAUUUUAUGAUAAAAAAAAUUGUUGGUAUGUUUGAAAUAAUCAAUUUUUUUUUUUUUGCUUUUUCCUCGUAAUUAUUUCAUUUAUUUUUUCUCAUUAUUGUAAUUUGUACAUUGUGUGUGUUGUGUUCUGUAUGUUUUCUACAAACUUUGAGCAUUUUUCAAUAUUUUAAUUUACACCAUAUUUUGUUGAAGUAGCUCUGGGGGUUGAUAUUAUUUAAUAUUGAUUAAAUGAAUGAGCAUGAAAGUGUGAUUUUAAAAAAUACUAAACGCAAAAAAUAAGUUUAUAAGUGAAAAAAAAAAUGAGCAAGUCUUGUGUAAAUGUAAAUUAUUGUCAGUAGUAUUAUUGUUACACUUAUUAUCAUGAUAUGCUAUCGUUGAAUUGGGG
This is a messenger RNA of Aphidius gifuensis, 3492 nucleotides long. RefSeq names its product cell division cycle protein 27 homolog (gene Cdc27). Bases 186 to 2726 code for a protein of 846 amino acids. The record is from RefSeq and is a predicted model, not a curated record. The transcript has 7 exons. Gene Ontology annotation, molecular function: protein binding. Lineage: Eukaryota; Metazoa; Arthropoda; Insecta; Hymenoptera; Braconidae. Gene Ontology annotation, biological process: cell division.